AUGUCUGACGAGUCGAAGGGAAAGAGCUUCCCCGACGUCUCGGCGAAGCUCUCCGCGCUUCCAAAGAAAUCACUUUUUGAGCGUCAAAAAGCUGAAGCAGAGGCUAAACGCGCCCGGGAAAAAGCGGAGACAGCUGCAGUUUAUGAAGAGUUUGUCAAAUCGUUCGAAGACGAGGAUCCAGUUGUACCACAGUCAUUGGAUGGAGGAUGGAAUACAUUUAAAACCAAGGGUGGUCCUCCUAGGCGUCAUUUCGCAGCUUCGUCUUCACGCGGCAGUGGUCAUGGACCCUUAGCUCCCCCGCCGCCCUCACUUUCACAAAAACGUUCCCACGAAACCUUCCCCCUCUCGCGUCGCGACAACAAUUUUGAAAACAUGCUUACUUCACCUGAAGCCGACAGGGCAUUGAUCCCCUCGACCCUGAGCGUGGACAAUGUGAAGGUCAUCACCCCACCCGGGCAAUUGCCAACCCACCGGGUGUCCUCUUCUGCUCUCGUCACCCUUGCAAGCGACUCGGCCGCCUCUAAUAUCGACACAGCUGUGAGCACCCUGCAGAACAAAUACCUUGGCCGGGGAUACUACUUGACCCUCUGUCGAUACCUUUCCUCUGCUGCGAUCAAUCCAAACAUGCCCUUGCCCAUCACACUCCCAUCGACUACUACUUCUCUUAUGUUUGGCGCUACACCUAUUCCACCGAGUUCCGGCACACGCCUGAAUCGCGCACCACCACCAGGGCCACAUCGUGGGGGAUUCGCACCCCCGAGCUCGUAUGGAUCAACCGUUGGCAGAAAUGGCCCGGUCCAUCAGGUGCCAGUGCAACUACCCACAGACGCAAAGGUGCUAAGACAGAUACACAUGACUAUUGAGCAACUCGCUAAGAAAGGUCCUGGAUUUGAAGCAUUCUUGAUGAGUCGGCCAGAAGUCCAGAUGGACGAAAAGUGGGCCUGGUUAUUCGAUCCAAGAUCGCCUGAUGGUUCAUACUACCGUUGGAAGCUGUGGGAGACUAACAUUGAUCCCAUAAAAAAGAGCAUGGAUAAGCCCGCGAUCAUCUUUGAAGGUGGUCUGCUCUGGUUAUCCCCAAAAGAAGGCCUCAAGUUUGAGAACGUUACUCGCCUGAAGCAAUUUGUCUCACACACCGACUACAACUCGUCCGACGAAGAACACUCGGAUGGAGAAGAUGAAAGACGGCACAUUGGUGGAGCACCUUCAGACGGAAUCAACACACACAGCGAUAAACCCACUUUCUUGAACCCUCUAAAGAUGGCCAAACUUAGCCAUCUUCUUGCACGACUUCCGACGACCAAUGCAAGGCUUCGACGAGGAGAUGUUGCACGAGUUACAGCAUUCGCGAUUGAUCACGCGGCAGUGGGAGCGUCCGAGGUUGUCGACAUGGUUAUUCGAAACGUUUUUUGCCCUCUAGCCUACACGGGGGCAAACCCAAACCUUGAACGGGAAAGGAAUGCCGCCAGAAUAGCGACCGCAGACAAUGACAGCGCCACCUCAUCCGAGGAUAUUAUUGAUAUGUCCUCCGCGAAGCUUGUUGCUCUUAACAUAAUAAAUGAUAUUCUUUUCAAUUCGGCAAACGGUGGUGGGCGCCAUGCAUGGCGAUACCGGCAGCUGUUUGAAAACGCUCUCCGCUCCCGCAAGGUAUUUGAACACCUUGGCCGACUGGAUAAGGACCUUAAAUGGGGACGACUGAAAGCAGAGAAGUGGAAGCGCAGCGUUGGCGCCCUUUUACGCCAGUGGGAAGGGUGGUGUUGUUUUACCCAGUUGAACCAGGAGCAUUUUACCCAAGUGUUUGAAAAACCCCCGCUUACAGACGCCGAAUUACAGACUCAGAAGGAGACAGAGAAGGCCCAUGCAGAGCAAGCUGCUGUUGCAUUUGCCAAAAGCAAGAGUCGAUGGAAGACAGUUGAUGAUGAGCGAGGUGGAAAGUUUGAUCCUACUCGCCCUACGAAUGAGAAUAAGCUAUCUGCCUCUACCCAUCCAGCCAGCAAGUCAAUGGAUGAAAAAGAUGGCGUUGCAAUGGAAAUCUAUGACCUGAAGAACAUUGAUGGGGAUCCUAUGCUCAAAGUGUCGGGCGAUGAAGAUACCCAAUUCGAGAACCCCCAGCAGCCACCUCAGCACCCAACUCUAUCUGACAAAUCCGAACAAUCGGCUGGGCAGCAGCAGCCAGAAACACGGCGACGAAAGCCACGGCCCAAAGCUGAAGACAUGUUCGCGUCGGAUUCGGAGUAA
Penicillium coprophilum is the source of this 2235-nucleotide messenger RNA. Its product is annotated as SWAP/Surp domain-containing protein. Lineage: Eukaryota; Fungi; Ascomycota; Eurotiomycetes; Eurotiales; Aspergillaceae. Gene Ontology annotation, biological process: RNA processing. The transcript is spliced from 2 exons. Bases 1 to 2235 code for a protein of 744 amino acids. The record is from RefSeq and is a predicted model, not a curated record. Gene Ontology annotation, molecular function: RNA binding. Gene Ontology annotation, cellular component: nucleus.